GGGGACCGGGGGGGCGGUGAAAUAGCCUCUGUAGAUCCGCCUCUUUCAUUGAUGAAAUUUAAGUUCGUGUGAUUUUUACCUUUUCCGGGAGUCUCCAGCUGGCCCUCUCCUGUGUCAGGAACGCAGUGUAGGCAAGAGUUACAAGCAGACUCAGUCGCACCAACUUUCUGCUUUUGGAAGUGGAGGUUUUCUUUUUUUGUGUGUGUGGCAGUUUUAAUCGCUCAGAAUAAAUAUUCCCUUAAGUGGCUAAACUUAGGAAGAAGAGAAAGAACACGUCGGUUGUUAAAGCAGAGGAGGAAGUCACUGCCUGAUAGCGUGACUUCUGUAGAAAUUAAUAUAUACAUAAGCCAGAGUAUUUUAAUAAAUCACUAAAAUGUCGAGAUUUGUACAAGAUCUUAGCAAAGCAAUGUCUCAUGAUGGCGCUUCUCAGUUCCAAGAAGUCAUUCGACAAGAGCUAGAAUUAUCUGUGAAAAGGGAACUAGAAAAAAUACUCGUCACAGCACCAUCACAUGAGUUUGAGCACACUAAAAAAGACCUUGAUGGAUUUCGCAAGCUAUUUCAUAGAUUUUUGCAAGAAAAGGGACCUUCUGUGGAUUGGGGGAAAAUCCAGAGACCUCCAGAAGAUUCGAUUCAACCCUAUGAAAAGAUAAAGGCCAGGGGCUUACCGGAUAAUGUAUCUUCUGUGCUAAACAAGCUGGUGGUGGUAAAACUCAAUGGUGGUUUGGGAACAAGCAUGGGCUGCAAAGGCCCCAAAAGUCUCAUUGGUGUGAGGAAUGAGAACACCUUUUUGGAUCUGACCGUUCAACAAAUUGAACAUUUGAACAAAACCUACAAUACAGAUGUUCCUCUUGUUCUAAUGAACUCUUUUAACACAGAUGAAGACACAAAAAAAAUACUGCAGAAGUAUAGUCAUUGUCGUGUGAAAAUCUACACUUUUAACCAAAGCAGGUACCCAAGGAUUAAUAAAGAAUCUUUACUGCCUGUAGCGAAGGAUGUAUCGUACUCAGGGGAAAAUACAGAAGCUUGGUACCCUCCAGGUCACGGUGACAUUUACGCCAGUUUCUACAACUCUGGUUUGCUGGAUACCUUUAUAGGAGAAGGCAAAGAGUACAUUUUUGUGUCUAACAUAGACAAUCUGGGUGCCACAGUGGAUCUUUAUAUUCUUAAUCAUCUAAUGAACCCACCCAAUGGAAAACCCUGUGAAUUUGUCAUGGAAGUCACAAAUAAAACACGCGCAGAUGUAAAGGGGGGGACGCUCACUCAGUAUGAAGGCAAACUGAGACUGGUGGAAAUCGCUCAGGUGCCAAAAGCACAUGUCGAUGAGUUCAAGUCUGUGUCAAAAUUCAAAAUAUUUAAUACAAACAACCUCUGGAUCUCUCUUGCAGCAGUUAAAAGGCUGCAGGAACAGAAUGCUAUUGACAUGGAAAUCAUUGUGAAUCCGAAGACUUUGGAUGGAGGCCUGAAUGUCAUUCAGUUAGAAACUGCCGUAGGCGCUGCCAUUAAAAGUUUUGAGAACUCUCUAGGUAUUAAUGUUCCUAGAAGCCGCUUUCUGCCUGUCAAAACCACCUCAGAUCUCUUGCUUGUGAUGUCAAACCUCUAUAGCCUUAAUGCAGGAUCUCUGACAAUGAGUGAAAAGCGGGAAUUUCCUACAGUGCCCUUGGUGAAAUUAGGCAGUUCUUUCACAAAGGUUCAGGAUUAUCUAAGGAGAUUCGAAAGUAUACCAGAUAUGCUUGAAUUGGAUCACCUGACAGUUUCAGGAGAUGUGACAUUUGGCAAGAAUGUUUCCUUAAAGGGAACGGUUAUCAUCAUCGCCAAUCAUGGUGAUCGAAUUGACAUCCCACCUGGAGCCGUAUUAGAGAACAAGAUUGUAUCUGGGAACCUUCGUAUCUUGGACCACUGAAAUGAAAAAUACUGUGUACACUUUAUACUAAUUAUGGGCUAAAUAGUUUCUUACAAUGAAAUGUUGUCUAGGAUUCUAAAAUAGGCAGGUACUUGACUAUGUUACUGUACUCUGCAGUGUUAAUUUUUAAAGUAGAAUUUUCCGCAGUAUGCUUUUAAUCUAAGAAAAACACAGAUGGAAGUAAUACUUUUCUUCUUUGAAGAGAACCCUAAAAGUUAGUUCAUCUUAAAGUGCAAUACUGUUAAUAUCUUAAAACUGGGGCAGCUCUGCUGGAAAAUCUUUUAACAGAGGCCUCAAUGAUGGUCACUUUGAAUUGCUUGUGAUUUCAAAAAUAAAGCUGUGAAGCAAUA
This is a messenger RNA of Rhinolophus ferrumequinum (greater horseshoe bat), 2250 nucleotides long. It is a transcript of the gene UGP2, whose product is annotated as UDP-glucose pyrophosphorylase 2. Gene Ontology annotation, molecular function: UTP:glucose-1-phosphate uridylyltransferase activity. Gene Ontology annotation, biological process: glycogen metabolic process; UDP-alpha-D-glucose metabolic process. The record is from RefSeq and is a predicted model, not a curated record. Lineage: Eukaryota; Metazoa; Chordata; Mammalia; Chiroptera; Rhinolophidae. Bases 374 to 1900 code for a protein of 508 amino acids. Gene Ontology annotation, cellular component: cytoplasm. The transcript is spliced from 10 exons.